UGCAAGCACCAUAGAGGCUGGACGAAGAAACAUAGUUGGUUUGAGCAGAGUCUAUUCAAAUAAUAAUCACCUACCUUUACAGGACAACCACUCUAGCGCCGCUGACUGUGCCGGUGAGUUCAUUAACAUGGUUAAAUAGAAAUUCAGAAGGAGUGGGCAGGUGGAGGACUGUCCAUGUUUACCGGAAAGAUACGUGGAUCCAUGGAGUGAACAUUGAAACGCUACGAAUUUGGCUUGAACAUCUCUCAAGAGCCUGAAAAUACCCGAGGAGAAAAACAUUUUUUAAAAUCGGGUUUUGGUUAUUUGUACCUUUAAACUUGAACGGAACUGCUGUCUCUCUUCAGUCCAGCACCUUUUGAACUUCUCCAUUGAAGCCAUGGAACCAACCAGUGCUCCAAAGGGAUGUGGCUCAAGCAUCAGCUCCCUAUAUUACAACCUGUGUGACCUAACUACAGUGUGGGGGGUCGUGGUGGAGGCUGUUGCUGCUGCUGGUAUAGUGACUUCUUUCAUUCUCUUGGUCAUCCUCAUAGCCAGCCUACCGUUUGUGACAGACAAGAAGAGGAAGGGUAUGGUGGCCCUGCAGGCCGGCAUUCUAGUCUUUACUUUGGGACUCUUUGGUCUCACUUUUGCCUUUAUUGUGGGUCAGUACUCCACCAACUGUGCUGCACGGAGGUUUCUCUUUGGAGUGCUCUUUUCAGGCUGUCUAGCCUGUCUGGUGAUGCAUGGGUUAUGGCUCGCCCUGUUGGAUUGGAGAGACAGGGGGCCCAGGAGCUGGAUGUUAUGCUUGGGGGCCUUGGGUCUGUGGAUGGUCGAGGUGAUCAUCAACACUGAGUGGCUUAUCAUCACUGUUGUGAGGAGCCCACCUGGAGGUGUCAUUACCCCUGAUAUCUCCUGCAACAUUGCUAACCAGGACUUUGUGAGCGCACUUGUCUAUGUGAUGGUUCUGGUGAUCACUGUGGUGCUGAUGGCCGUGCCCUCUAUGACACACAAGCACAAGCAGUGGCGCCGAGACGGAGCCUUUAUCCUGGUCACUGGGCUCUUCACUUUGGCUAUCUGGGUAGCUUGGAUUGUCAUGUAUAUCCAUGGGAACAGAGUGGUCGGGAAUCCCAGCUGGGAUGAUCCUACUCUGGCCAUAGCCAUAGUGUCAAAUGCCUGGGUGUUCCUUUUCCUCUAUGCCAUCCCAGAAAUCUGCCUACUCACCCAGGGUGACCCAGACCAGGAGCUGCCACUCGAUGGAGAUCAUGUAUAUCCUGCCAGAAGCCUGGUUUAUGACAACAACCUGAAAGAGCCAGAGACACCCCAGCAGAAUGUGUACAUGGAGAAUAAAGCCUUCACAAUGGACGAGCCUCCAGCAGUACCCGCAAAACCAGUGUCUCCAUAUGGUGCUUAUAACGGUCAGCUAAGAAGUUGUGUGUACCAGCCCACUGAAAUUGCCCUGAUUGCCAAGGGUCUGACUAAGAUGGACCAAGGUAUGCUGAUGACUCGAGCCAGAGCCCCCUCUCUGAACCGGGGAGAUGGAAGCUCUCAGCCACGUUCGGCUGAUUCCUUGCCAUCUUAGGGACUGUCAUAAUGCAGUCAGCGUGGAUCCAGGGCUCAGUGUACCUACACGCUCAGAAAUUACUGAUGUGAAAUCUGCACAGGGCUUUGUUCUCUCCUCAGGAUUCCUUAUAUCAAAUGUAACAUAUCUUAGUUUCUCUUCCUCAGUUAAAGGCUUGAAGCAAUUACAUUGUGAUGAAUCUCUAUCAUUGGAGUGCUGCAGGAAUAAGUCCUUAAACCUGGGAAUAAGUUCCCUCGUCUGUAAGUCAGUGGUUACCUGGCUAAACAAAACGUAAAAGGUAUCAUAAACAUUUUUUAGUCGUAGUUCUUUUUUUCUUAUCCAAAAAACAAUUGAAAACCACAGCUGGGUCCCAUAACUAUAUGCUUUGCUGUUAUGUGACCCAGCUCCUCUCACAGAUCACUAUUUUGUCUGGAGGUUGUGCCAGGAGCAUUCAGUUUUUUGGUAACCUGUGCCUUAGAACUUCUUACUGUCAACCAAAGCUUUGCUCACUUGUAUCUUCAUUCAAAAAAUGCAAUCAAGAGAAAGAGAGGCAUGCAUGCGUCUGUGCAGGGACUUUGACUUCUAGCUAAGAGAGAUACCAAAACAUCUUUAAUACUUUUCUUUUAAUUUAAAUCUAAAGUGAAAUGUAUUUGUAGAGGACAUGACUGAUAAAGGUUUGUUAAUGAAAAACAAGGAUUAAGUCAUAGUUUAUAGUAAAGUUAGGGUCUAUAAUUCAACACUGAAUGUUUCCAUUGUGUUCUCACCAUAUAAACUAAUGCUUUCUGCGUUUCAUAAAUCUGACUGGAAUGUGUUAAUCUGUGGAGAAACAUACUUUGUUUAAUUGUGAAAUUAAGUUGUGUAACAGACAUCCUCUGAAAGUAGUAUGAUUUUGUAGUUGGAUUUAUAAGACUAUAAUUGUAUGUCAAAUGAUGAAAUUCUAACUUAUUAAACCUGUUUAUGGUAACUUA
Messenger RNA from Eleginops maclovinus (Patagonian blennie), 2505 nucleotides. Its product is annotated as G-protein coupled receptor family C group 5 member C-like. Bases 377 to 1558 code for a protein of 393 amino acids. Gene Ontology annotation, cellular component: signaling receptor complex; extracellular exosome; plasma membrane. NCBI's taxonomy places the organism in Eukaryota, Metazoa, Chordata, Actinopteri, Perciformes, Eleginopidae. The transcript is spliced from 4 exons. Gene Ontology annotation, biological process: G protein-coupled receptor signaling pathway. The record is from RefSeq and is a predicted model, not a curated record. Gene Ontology annotation, molecular function: G protein-coupled receptor activity; protein kinase activator activity.